Messenger RNA from Camellia sinensis, 998 nucleotides. The record is from RefSeq and is a predicted model, not a curated record. Lineage: Eukaryota; Viridiplantae; Streptophyta; Magnoliopsida; Ericales; Theaceae.
CCUUCUUCUCACUCCCACUCUUUCAAAUCUGAGAAACACAAAUGUAUGAAUCUCGCUCGCUCUCUCUAAACCCUUCAGAGAUUAUGAUUCAACCUUAAAGUGAAUCUCACUCGCUCACUCUCUCUAAACCCUUAAAGUGAUUUCGAUUUCGAAGUUCGGUGAUCCAAUCUCAGGCUGAUUUCAAUUUCGUAGAGCAAAAUCGAUUUCGUAGAGCUGAAUCAAUUUCAGUUUCGAUUUGGAAGAUACGAUUCAACCUUCUUCAGCUAGGUGAUUUCGAUUUCGAAGCUCUCUCUCUCUCUCUCUCUCUAUUUCGAAGCUCCACCACCACCACCACCACCACCACCAUCUGCAUCAUCUACUAAGCAACAAGAAAUCGGAAUGGUGGGAGAAGAGCAAAGCUGGAUUAUAGAAUUGGUGCCUCCCCAUUUGCCAAGAGCUCCACUACCUCCUAGCAAGAUAUGUGACAUGGUUGCUGUUGCCCGAAUUAUAAAUGCUACUCUUGUAAUUCCAGAACUUGAUAAACGGUCAUUUUGGCAGGACACUAGCAAUUUUUCUGAUGUAUUCGAUCAAGAUCAUUUUAUUAGUUCCUUGGCUAAUGAUGUAAAGGUCAUUAGAAAACUUCCGAAGGAACUGGCAAAUGCAACUAGAGCAGUUAAGCACUUUAGAAGCUGGUCCGGUAUUGAUCUGGAACUCGUUAACACGAAGAAAGCCAUUUCCAUCAGGAGGACAGAUUGGCAAAGUUUGCCUCGUUCAUAAAGAAAAUUUAGUUUAUGAACUGGGCCAAGCUUUUGUUACUAUCGGUAUUGUGUCAUUAGGAGUAUGGAUGUCUUCUCUGCUUUCUGUAUGAGUUCUCAAGCCUGACUCUGUAAAUAAAUCCUCACGGAUUUCUAAUAUAUUUUGUGUCUAGAUAUAUUCUGUAAUUGUACAUGUAUCACAUCUUAUUGCAUUGUUUUUUAUUUUUAAUUUUGUUUUCAAACUUAGUUUAUUUAUUAUUUUAA